Messenger RNA from Arvicanthis niloticus (Nile rat), 5617 nucleotides. It is a transcript of the gene Chdh, whose product is annotated as choline dehydrogenase. Gene Ontology annotation, molecular function: choline dehydrogenase activity; flavin adenine dinucleotide binding. Lineage: Eukaryota; Metazoa; Chordata; Mammalia; Rodentia; Muridae. Gene Ontology annotation, cellular component: mitochondrial inner membrane. The record is from RefSeq and is a predicted model, not a curated record.
GGGCCCGAGGAAAGCACGCGACACUCGAGGCCGCCAGUUAAAGCGCAGCAGGCGAGGAUCGGCGGCCACCGCCUCCUCGGUGCUCCUGGCUCCGGUCCUUCAGUGACCGCCCAGGUGCGGAGCUGUCCCGGAGAAAAUCAGGAUAGUGUGUGGGCUGCCUCAGUGAAGACGGCACUACAUUCUGUCACUUCUGACGUGAGGAAGAGACUCUGCCCCACUCCUGUUCGUGGAUAGAGGACCUGGGCUGGAAGCAUGUGGCAGGUCCUUAGAGCCUGGAGGAAAGGAUGUCUGAGCCCACAUGGAACCCUGGCAUGGGCUAUGCAGGGUCAGCCACGCCCCCCUUGCAGCUGUGCUGUCGCCAGUGCAGCCUCUGUGGGCCGGGAUGAGUACACCUUUGUGGUGGUGGGCGCAGGUUCUGCUGGCUGUGUGCUGGCCAGCCGGCUCACUGAGGACCCGAAUCACCGGGUGCUGCUGCUAGAGGCGGGGCCCAAGGACUUGUUAAUGGGGAGCAAGCGGCUUCAGUGGAAGAUCCACAUGCCAGCUGCCCUUGUGGCCAACCUGUGUGAUGACAAAUACAACUGGUACUAUCACACUGAGGCGCAGCCCGGCAUGGAUGGCCGUGUACUGUACUGGCCACGAGGCCGGGUCUGGGGGGGCUCCUCAUCCCUCAAUGCCAUGGUCUAUAUCCGAGGACACGCCGAGGACUAUAACCGCUGGCACCGCGAAGGUGCUGAGGGUUGGGACUAUGCACACUGUCUGCCCUACUUCCGCAAGGCACAGAGGCAUGAGCAGGGUGCCAAUAUGUACCGUGGUGGGGAUGGCCCACUGCACGUGUCUCGGGGCAAGACCAACCACCCGCUUCACCAGGCCUUCCUACAGGCAGCACAUCAGGCUGGUUACCCCUACACUGAAGACAUGAAUGGCUUCCAACAGGAGGGCUUCGGCUGGAUGGACAUGACCAUCCACCAAGGGAAGCGCUGGAGCACAGCCUGUGCCUACUUGCACCCAGCACUGAGCCGCCCCAACCUCAAGGCCGAGGUCCAGACACUUGUAAGCAGAGUGCUGUUCGAGGGCACUCGCGCAGUAGGUGUGGAGUACGUCAAGAACGGCCAGAGCCACAAGGCUUAUGUCAGCAGGGAGGUGAUCCUGAGCGGGGGCGCCAUCAACUCUCCACAACUGCUCAUGCUCUCUGGUGUUGGGAAUGCAGAUGAUCUCAAGAAACUGGACAUCCCUGUAGUGUGCCAUCUGCCUGGAGUUGGUCAGAACCUGCAAGACCACCUGGAGAUCUACAUUCAGCAAGCAUGCACACAACCCAUCACCCUCCACUCUGCCCAGAAGCCUCUGCGGAAGGUCUGCAUCGGUCUAGAGUGGCUCUGGAGGUUCACAGGGGAUGGAGCCACAGCCCAUCUUGAGACCGGAGGGUUCAUCCGUAGCCGGCCUGGGGUCCCCCAUCCAGACAUCCAGUUCCACUUCCUCCCAUCACAAGUGAUUGACCAUGGGCGGAAACCCACCCAGCAGGAUGCUUACCAGGUACACGUGGGAACCAUGAGGGGCACAAGUGUGGGCUGGCUGAAACUGAGAAGUGCUAACCCUCGGGACCACCCUGUGAUCCAGCCCAACUACUUGUCAACAGAAACUGAUGUCGAGGACUUCCGUCAGUGUGUGAGGCUGACGCGAGAAAUUUUUGCACAGGAAGCCUUGGCUCCCUUCCGGGGAAAAGAGCUGCAGCCUGGAAGCCAUGUCCAAUCAGACAAAGAGAUAGAUGCCUUUGUGCGGGCAAAAGCAGACAGUGCUUACCACCCCUCCUGCACCUGUAAGAUGGGCCAGCCCUCUGAUCCUACCGCCGUGGUUGACCUGCAAACCAGGGUCAUCGGGGUAGAAAACCUCAGAGUCAUUGAUGCCUCCAUCAUGCCCAGUGUGGUUAGUGGCAACCUGAAUGCUCCCACAAUAAUGAUCGCAGAGAAAGCAGCUGACAUUAUUAAGGGAUUUCCUGCACUCCGGGACAAGAAUGUUCCUGUCUAUAAGCCCCAGACUCUGGACACCCAGCGUUAAGACAGACAGCCAUUGCCUGAGGACGACAGAGGAGCUCGUGCCAAGCCAAGAGAUCCUACGAGUACAGCCUGCCCCAGAUAUUUCUGAAACUGUGUAGAAACUUGGGACCCAGAUACCCCUACUCUUGGCUCAGACCUUCAUGGUAUCUGAGGAAAUGAGGCCAUGGUAGCCAGUGAGACAAGUCCCUUUUCCCAGUGUCCCUCUGAGGGCCCUCCACAAAAAGGCUAGCAAGCAAGCUGGGGCCUUCCUCCUGACCUCCUGGAGUUAGCAGUUAAUUAGGGCAGUUCACUCUUGUCAUGGUUUUCUCUUAUGGUCUCCAGCCUUCUCCAGCUCAGAGCUCUGCUUCCAGGAGUGGGAUGAUCCUUUCCCUGGUCUCCCACCUACGGCCAUUUCUGCCAAGUCAGGGUGGUUGAAGUGGACUGGACUCUCCAAGGAAGCUUUAGCUGAAGCCAAGAGCCAGGCAGCAGCUCAGCCAGGGCUGGUUACCUGAGUUCAUGUCCCCGAUUAGAGGGAAAGGCAGCUGGAGGACACCUUAUCCCCCUCUUCACUUCUCUUCUGCCAAUUUAAAUCUGAAGAGUGAGGUGCAGGGAUGAGGGCUCAGGUGACUGCAAGACUCAUGCCUACCUCUCUGGUUCUCAUCUUAUGAAACCGUCUAGAGGAGAGGCUUGCAGGACGUUGUUCAAGAAAAGGCCAGCUUGACCUUACUGCCAAAGAUUUCAUUGUUUAACCCCUACCACACAAAGGUGCAGGAAUAUAGAGCCAGUCCCACAGGCCAGUCACUACCUCAUGCCAAGGACAUGAGCCUACGAGGACCUUUCAUGGUGGCCCUGGAAGUGGCCCAGGCACCAGAGCUACUUCUGCAGACAGGACCGACCGUUUCUUAUACUCCAGACAUGGGAACAGCAUGGCACCGAGGCUGAUGGAGAACAGCAAAGAACUUUGGAGUGAAAGACAAGCCAGCCAGUAUUUGAGUCUUGGGUCAGGGGAGCGAAUACCAGCAGCCUUUACAAGAGCUCCUUGUAAUUCCUCAUAAUUAAGAUGUAAUCAGUAACUUAUCUUUGAACCAAGAUGCCUCAUCCUAACUGUUCUUACAAGAGCAUGAGAGCCAAAUGCAUCUUAGGUUAGUUUUUCUGAAGAUGUCCAGAGCCAUCAUUUGUAAUGGGGAAGAAAGGGAUCACUGUAUAGAAACCACAUUGCUGAGCGUAAAGGGAGGGGAAAUAGCAGGAUUCCAGGCUCCCCUAGGAUUGACUGGCAUGAGCUGUCUUCUAGACUUUUGAGUCCAUCUGAGAAGACCCUUCAAAGGGUUCAAAAGAAAAAUUAUAAACCAUCACUUUUACUUUGCAAACCAGGCUGCUCUUGUUUCAUCUCACCUUGCCUUUUUCCCCUGUUCCCAAAGAAGGUUAAGAAAAUCCUAGGUCUGCCAAGAGAUCCUUAUAGGACAGGUGUUAGACAGCAAUCCUCUGUGGUAUCUUCACCAGCACAUGUGCCACCCCUGGGAGGGCCAUGUUCUUCUCUCAGGCACAGCAGUGUUUUAGAAUAAGUGAAGAUAAACCCCGGCGUGCUCCUCGGUCACAUCCAGGCCUUCCUCUCACUUCGGCACAGGAAGGCCGGCUUCACAUGUUGACAUGCUUUCGUCACAUAAGGAAAUGAGUUUCUGGAGACAAGAAGUGGAUGUUACAUGCCCAGACCUUACAGAUGGUGUCAGGACAGAACAUGUGGUUUGGAGGGAUCCUCACUGAAGCCCCGAUGGCUGUUCCUGUUUCCAGCCCAAACAGAACAGAUGAACGUGCAGGAGCUCAAUCCAAAUACCCGGGCAGCCUGGAAGUCCCAGUGCCACUGGGGAGCCAGAGUGGUAGAAUGGUGCAGUCCUGCUUUGGUUGUAAAGUGGGGCUCACAUAGGCAGUUAGAUUGAGUUGCUUGGGGAACUGGACAGGCUUAGUUAAGUAGGCUCCUUAGCAAAGACCCUGUAAUACCCCAAACAUGGAAGGCCACAUGUUGCCAAAACCAGUACACACACACCUAGCAAGCAUGCGGCCCAUGGUUGAUCCCUAGCAUCAAAAAGAAAAAGCUUCACUUGUGCCCAGAGCUGUGAGAGCCCCGCUGUGUUUAUGGAACCUGGGCCCAUCUCACUGUUGGCCAAGUGUAUUCCUGACAGGGACACAGACGGGUCAUGGAUAGAGACAGGGACAACCUGCCAGCAUGACUGGAAACAGUCAAAAAAGCGGAAGUCACAGUCAGUGCUCACACAGGAGCCCUGCCUCCGGUACAAGCUGCAGGGUAAUUUCCAUAAAUUCAAAUAGAUUCUUCUCACCUGCACACCACAUCCCUCACACCCCAAGAUUUUUCAUAUUUCCACUGAUAAACUACCACAAUAUCAAACCUAAUGCAAAGAUUUUAUUAGUUCUCAAAAUUAAGGGGUGAGGGGAAGAAUAUGACCUACCCCUAGGCUCAAGCUGGUGACCUGAGUAGCCCCUGCUGGCUGGGGUGUUGUUUAUUCUUCAACCACUCUCCUCCCCCUUGUUCUGAUAUCAGAAGCCAGAAACUGAGCGUCUCCCUAGUUCUCCACUGCCCUCCCAGAAAGCACGCCUGGAAUGGAUUUCCUGAGAGGUGUGCCCAUGAUUUGGUGGUAUUUUUACAAGUAAACCAACACUCUAACCCCCAGAUAAAGGCACAGAGGAUAAAGAUCGUAGAUGAGAGCAUAAAACAGGGCUGGUCUGGCUGAAGAGCUGGACCACUGUGAAGUGUGCAGUGCCUUGAAGCGUACCCUUCUGCAGCCAUAGCGUGGGAGUCCACAGACCCCGUGGACGUUCCGAGUGAUGUUCUUGCUGACGGUUAGCAGACCAUAGUGAUUUCCACACUUCCUAAUGUUGUUAAGAACAUGAGCUUAAACUAAAAGUAUUCCAAAGAACUCAAAAUCAGGGGGUUGGGGCCGGGGCAGGAAAACCAAAAAGCAGAACUAUUUAGUCUUAAAACUUCCUUAAAGGGGAGGGAAAAAAAAACAUGCUCUACAACUUCAAAUUUUUUCUUACAAAGAGAAAUUUAAUAUUAGAUGAGAAGUUGAACCAGGCUUAAAGCAGACAUACUGGGAAGUGGGACAGCCUGAAAAGCCAGGCAGCAUUGAUGGCUGACUUUGGGGCAGAUCACCCAUUCCAGAACACACAACGAGUGUGAUCUGCUGACGUUAACGUCGCAUGGUCAGACAGACAGACAGACAGACAAGACACCCAGCAAGACAGAGUCCAAGGUAAAUGCUGAUGGUGGUUUAGCCCUUUAGGAGAACAGCACUCUCUGCAGCUGGUGUGAAGUUACUAUUGGCCUCGGAGGAGACCAAGGGCAGCAAAAGCUGCCUGAAGCUCUCCCGGCAGAGCCAGCUGUGUGAGGAGAGCUCCCCAUACAAAGGAAUUAUUACACAGUUUAUUCUGAAGAAUGCUUUGCAUUUUAAUAAAAAAAAAAAAAGGCUUUAUGUCAGGAAACAGUCAUUCACAAACCUUGAAGUGUUUCUGCAUCUGGAGUAAGAAUGUCUUCCGAAGAGGUUUUCGAGGUCUUUAUAAUAAAACUUAUUUAC